GCUUUUAUCUAUUUUUAACACCUUUUCUUUAUCAUAAGGCAUAGUUUCUGUUAUCACAUCACAUUGUUGAUCGCUGUUAUUGAAGUUAAUCUUGUCGUGUAACGCCAUUAUCGCAUAACUUUUAAUUUGGAGAGAUUAUUCCAUUUUGUUUUAUGAUAAAUAGAAUCUCGUAGUAUUAUGAGUUAAGUAUUUCCGAAUAUCGCGCAAUUUCAAAAAGCACGAUUAUACACCAUGCUGGUGUACUCGGUAGUUAACACAAACGAGAUCUGGCUGCAAUCGCAGAAUGAAGUAAUAAAGAAUGGAAAAAAAAAAAAAAAAUGAAUAUAUUAAAAAAUGAAGGUAUCUGAGGGUCUUGUGUAAUUCUGUCUGCUCAAUAUUUAUAAUAUGUAAUGGAUUACUUCACAGAUAGUUCCGAAAAUGACUGACUUAUUCGUAAUUCAUUCCAGAUGUUUCAUCGACAUUAUGUGAAAAAUAUAUAAUUAAUUCUUCUAUUUCGAAAGAAAUGGAUCAACUUGAUUCAGAUUCUAGAUCAAGACGUUCUGAACGUAGAUUGUCAGGGGAGUCAUCCAGGUCAUCAAGUAGUGAUAGCGUACCUGGAGACCAUAGUUGUGAUUUUGAACCUGCGCUAGAGUUUGAUGACACAGAAUUAGUUCAUGCAGUAGAAGCAGAUAUGGAUUUGGACAAUGAUAAGGACACCGCAAACACAGAUAGUGAUCUCCUAGAAUCUCCCAUGUCAGAUGGCUUAAUGGAAGAUAAUUUUGAAGAAAUAUUGGGCACGGAUGGUUUCCCACCUGAAUUAGAUGACAAUGAUGAUGAAAACAAUGAAAAUAAGAUUGUAGAAGAAGAGGAAGAUGAUUACUCAGAUAUUUCUAAAUAUGGCAUCAUUGAGAUUGCAGGUGAUGAUUCUUAUGGAAGAAAAGUUAUUGUUAUCUCUGCAUGCAAAUUGCCAUCAAAUAAAGACUUCAACCAUGCAAGAUUCUUAAGGUGGUAUUAAUUUUUUGUAUUUAUAUAUGCAUGAUAGUUUAUGAAUUCAUUAUAAUUUUAACCCUCUGAGCGGCACGGG
Molecule: messenger RNA, 1063 nt
Organism: Stegodyphus dumicola
Lineage: Eukaryota; Metazoa; Arthropoda; Arachnida; Araneae; Eresidae
Gene: RhoGAP68F
Product: Rho GTPase activating protein at 68F
Biological process (GO): negative regulation of endocytic recycling; small GTPase-mediated signal transduction
Cellular component (GO): cytoplasm
Molecular function (GO): GTPase activator activity
Source: RefSeq, a predicted model, not a curated record